AUGGCGGAAAAUCGACGAAAUGGCCGGAAGGGCUUCACGUCAAACCCUCAACCUCGAGUGUGUCCUCAUUUUCUGCGAAAAAAGUGUACAUACGGACAGGACUGCCGAUUCCUACAUGAUACUUCAAGCACCCAGAGAUCCGCCCGAGCCGAUCACCCCAACACCCCCAGCGCUCCUCGAGAUGGGAAAUUGCAGCAGUGGAAGAGACUCAUUAAACUGGGAGACUCUGGAUCCAGCUCGCCUGAGUUGACGAAAGCUAUCGUGGCCCAGUUCUUCCAGCUCGGUCUAGAGUUGUUGGGCGGUGAUAUCGGCGCUGCACAAGAAGCAAUCAAACUUUUUGCCAAAGAUUCUGGCCUGAUGUUCAUCAAGGCUUUGACUGAACGGCAUAUCACACAACCCGGAAAUACAACCAAGCUCGAUCUGUGGAAGUCCGAAAUCGAACCUCUAUUUUCCCUCAUCGCACACCCCCGAGUUGUAGAUUCAGCCGUGCUUGAACAGCAAGUCGCCGAGCUGUUCAACUUUCUUCUUGGAGUUCAGGGCCGCCGCAUGUCGACAUUAUUCAACUUCAUUCUCCAGCUGAUCGCUGAGUUGGCACAUCCGACACAGAGUACUUUACAGCUUGGAAUCCUAGAGCUUUCGCUCGACGUACUUUCAAAAAUAAUCGAUUGCAACACCAACAAUAUCGUCAAUCCUGAAUGCGGCAGGCUGGUUUCUGCAUUCGCUAAGGCCUUACAUCGCCACUCCAACAGCAAGGACAAUUUCUCAUUCAUACAGGCGUCCAAGUAUGUCGAGUACAUGCAACAACGAUUAGACACUGGCAAGGAUAUUCCAGAUAUGACAUUCAACACUCAUAUCCCAGUAUCGAGGGAGACUUUCGUGCUCAAACGAAAUGGUCCAGGCACACUCUCUGCAGACGGACGCCGCCAUGACAAUGACCACACAGACAUCAGAAAGAUACAAAUUAUGCCUACCUUCGAUGAGAUUGUAUCACCCCGCGCAGAGUACUUGCCAACUAAAUAUCCUUCCCAAUGGCAUAUUGAAGGCAUCCGAGGCCGGCUAGAUCGAGAGUUCCGACUCGUUCGAGAGGACACAGUUGGUCAGCUCCGAGACGUUGUACGUGACAUGUUGGAAGCUGCUCGAGACCCAAAGAAAGACCCUCUUCGAAAGUCUAAAACCAUGAGAACUUAUACCUACGAAAGACCAAUGCCCAUUCAUAUAAACUGGCAUCGCAUUGGAGGGCUAGAGAUGGUUGUGUGCUGCAAGCAACCCCCUGCCGUUGGGAAGCUCAACGCGAAACAACGACGGGAGUGGUGGGGACACUCCAAGAGAUUGCAAGCUGGUGCGCUUGUCUGUCUCUUUGAUCUCAACGGGACAGUGUUAUUUUGCGUGGUGUCUGACACCACAAUGAGAUCGAAGGACGACAAAAAAGAGAGAAAAUCGCAAAAGAAGGCCGAGGACCCAGAGCCUGAUGAAGAAGUUAGAACACUGUCGGACGAUGAGGCUGUUCUAUAUGUAAAUCUGAGACUCGUGGACCCAACUGGCACAGAUAUAUCUCAUGCCAUGCGAUGGUACAACGACACCCAAUCUUCUCAUCGUCGAUAUCUUGUGGAGUUCCCAGGAGUUCUUCUUGACUCAUUCAAACACACUCUAUCAGCUCUACAAAAGAUGCAUGAGAAACCAGACAUUCCAUUCAAGAAUUUGUUGGCGCCCAAGAACGAUUCAGACUCCAAUGUGGAUAUCGGACUACCUCAAUAUGCGAGAGCUCCAGGCUUUGCUUUCAACCUGGGCUGCCUUACCACUGAUAAAUCCGCGCUCGCCAUGAACCCUCGCUCGCCUCUUACGCCCGAAGCUCUGGCUCUCAAAACCAGCCUCGAUCCCACUCAAUCUGCCGCCUUGUUGAACACUCUGACUAGAGAAUUGUCGCUUGUUCAGGGCCCUCCGGGUACGGGCAAAAGUUACACUGGAGAAAAGAUCAUCAAGGUUCUUCUGGGAAGCAGAAAGAAAGCGAAGCUAGGUCCGAUCCUCUGCGUCUGCUACACAAACCAUGCUCUGGAUCAGUUACUUGAACAUCUCCUCGACGACGGAAUCAAAAGCAUCAUCCGUAUGGGAUCACGUUCUAAAUCCGAACGACUUGAGAAUCUGAACUUGCGCACUAUUGCCAAAGAGGUGCUCCUCACGAAGUCUGAAAAGUGUGACCUGUGGGAAGCUGACCAAAGUAUCCACCAAAUUGUCGAGGAGGGGAAGGGACUGCUGCAGGAGCUUGCCUUGUGCCAAUCAUGGACCUCAAUCAAGGCCUUUCUAUCGUCCGAAUACCCUAGUCAAUACGCAGAGAUCUUUGGACAAGAUCGCGAUGGGUGGGAAACCGUCAUCCAUCAGCCUGAGAUGGUUAUUCGUCGUUGGCUUCAGGGCGGAAAUCAUGUUACAGGAAGCCGCCCUAGGCGACUUCGACAGCUCAAGCUUGCGCCACUUCAAACUCUGACCAGGGAAGAACGGGCCAUCCUCCAUCGGCACUGGGUCGAGUCAAUCAGGGACCCAAUCAUAACUAAACUCGCAAGACUGGAUCAAGAAUACAAAAACUCCGUACGACACAAAGACGAGAUCCGUGGGGACAUUGACCUGCGCUGUCUCAAUGAGGCAGAUAUCGUUGGCGUAACUACGACAGGAUUGGCCAGAAACUUGACUCUAUUGCGAAAGCUGCGAUGUAAGGUGAUGCUCUGCGAAGAGGCGGGUGAGGUUCUCGAAGCCCAUAUUCUAACUGCCCUUCUUCCUUCCAUCGAGCAUGCCAUCCUGAUUGGCGAUCACCUCCAACUUCGCCCUCAGAUACAAAAUUACGAUCUGCAAAGUACUAAUCCGCGUGGAAAGCAAUUCUCCCUUGACGUUUCUUUGUUCGAGAGACUAGUUGAGCCAUCGAUCGACACAGCGGCGAAGAUACCUUACAGUGUACUGGAGACGCAAAGACGAAUGCAUCCCUCAAUCGCCGAGCUAGUCCGAUCGACCCUAUACCCGUCCCUCAAAGACUCAACGAACGUCGAAGAGUACCCACAAGUAGUGGGCAUGAGACGACGCCUAUUCUGGUUCAAUCAUGAUCAACCUGAAACUGCAAACGAUAAUAAUGACUCGAUCAACACUUCUAGGUCCAACAGCUUCGAGGUCGACAUGACAGUGUCUCUAGUUUCUCACCUAUCACAGCAGGGUAAAUACGGAGCAGGAGAUAUUGCAGUCAUCACACCAUACCUGGGACAGCUUCAACUCUUGCGCCGCAAGAUGGAAUCCAUGUUUGAGAUUUGCGUCAACGACCGGGACGCAGAAGAACUCGAGGCCGUUGAAGGAGAGGGUGUUGAUGCUGGUGUGCCAAUUAUCGGCCCCCUUCGAAAGACAACCCUCCUCAAAACUGUCAGAGUAGCGACUGUGGACAACUUUCAGGGUGAAGAGGCCAAGGUUAUCGUGAUUUCCAUGGUUCGAAACAAUCCUCAAAAGGAGUGUGGCUUUCUCAAGACCUCCAACCGCAUCAACGUUCUAUUGUCCCGUGCACAGCACGGCAUGUACAUCAUUGGAAACAGCAACUCGUACGAGAAGGUACCUAUGUGGGCGGAUGUUCUCGAAAUCCUGGCCAUCGGUCAGAACAUUGGCCCCAAGCUGGAACUACAGUGCCCCAGACAUCCAGAAAUAGCUAUGCUGGUCUCUCAUCCCGAACACUUCUCUCAAAUGUCUCCCGAGGGUGGUUGUCGACUUGUUUGCGACAAGCGAUUGACGUGUGGCCAUCCCUGCAAGCGCAAGUGUCACUCAGAUACACUUCACCGCGCUGUCAAGUGCUUGGAAGCCUGUCCCCGAUUGAAGCAAGGAUGCAAUCAUGCUUGUCCUCUCAAAUGCGGAGAACCUUGUCAGAAGAAAUGUCUGGUCAGACUUGAAAUCGAUGUACUUCUUCCAUGUGGACAUCACCUUUCUUCGCCGAAAUGCUGGGAAGCGCAACAUCCAAACUCUGUCCGUUGCGUGAAAAUGGUCACCAAGAACGUCCCAGGAUGUGCCCAUGAAGUAUACGUCAAAUGUUGCGAAGAUGUCACGACGGAUGAUUUCAAGUGUCUUUCACCAUGUGGUAGUAAUCGCACCUGUGGACAUACCUGCAAGACGCGUUGCUUCCAAUGCAACACACGCAAGGGUGGAAAGAUCAUACAGCAAAACCAUGCUGCGCUCAAAGUUGCCAUGGCGAAGCACCUUGUCAGCCGUGCAGGGAACGAUGCGAAGUCCGUUGCGUUCACUCACGAUGCGACAAGCCUUGCAGCGAGCCUUGCGCUCCCUGUGCUCAGGAAACGUGCGCUUCAAGAUGUGUCCAUUCCCAGUUUCCUAGGCUGCGGUCAUCAAUGCCCAUCACUCUGUGGAGAAGUCUGUCCUCCUUCGAAAUUCUGCCAGGUCUGCGCAACUGAUGAUAUAAAGUCAGUAUGUGUCGACUUCAUCAUGAUGACGGAAUACCGAGACAUUGAUCUUGACAAAGAGCCUUGUGUCUUCCCUAACUGUGGGCACUUCCUCGCUGUCUCUUCAAUGGAUGGUCAGAUGGAAAUGGCAGCACACUAUACACUCGAUGCCGACGGUCUUCCCAUAAAGAUCCUGCAGAGCUCUGAACCUUUCUCUUUGGAUGGUCAGGAUAUCAAGUCUUGUGCCACCUGCCGUGGGUCUCUUCGUAGUGUUUCACGAUACGGCCGAAUCGUGCGCCGAGCAAUGCUCGACGAGUCUACCAAAAAGUUCAUCUCAUGGUCAAACGACGAGUACCGCUCAGUGGCGUCAGGACUUGCCGCUGAGCAGGAACGCCUCGCCACUAGUAAACCUCCUGCGAUACUGGGGCGCAAACCUGGGACGAAUGCCAAUUUGACUGUUACAGGCUCACGCCAGAGGCAACUGCAGGUUCUGACAGAGUUUGUUCAUACGAGAUACGAUUCCAUUCUCAAGUUCCGGAAGACUGUGGUAUUAUAUGCCGCCAAAGUGAGAAGGGAGGAACAACCGUUCCAGCGCGUCGCAAAUCUUGUUAGGCACUCCAACCUUCAUCGGGGUGGGCAGAGCGAAUUCCGAUACGACCAGGCUGUCAUACAAGCAAAAGGGACGCUCCUCUCGGCUGUCUUGCUUUUGAAAUGUGACAUAUUGAUUCUUUCCGACUUCUUCGGGCUCAUUGUCGGUGCGGAUUCAAGAUUUCCCGCAUCAGCAGUCCAACUCGACUUUUCCUGCUUCAUGAAUGAUUGCGAUACUUUGAUCAAAGAUGCACAGACUGCUUUGUAUCCACGAGAGGAGACUCAGGGUUACAUCUUUUAUGCUCAGCUUUGCGCCUUCUCCCGUCACUGUGCCUCUGCGCCAUCGCCAUCGACUCAGCACGAUGCCCAGGCUUCAGUGCCUGUAUCUACCGCUGAACCUGACUUACUGGACCAGCUACGUGACAGAGGGCUCGAUCACAUUUCAAAAGCGAGAGCACUUCUCGAGAAGAACCAGUCAUGUGCGUUCCUCAAGAACGAGAUAGACGCUGCGGAAGAAUCUUUAAAUGGUGGAGUUUAUCGGCCUGUUACAGCCGAGGAGUUGAGACAAGUGUAUGCUGCGUCUAUGGGAGAGCUACGUGGAACGGGACAUUGGUACACGUGUCGUAACGGGCACCCUUUUACUAUCAACAAUUGUGGCAUGGCGAUGCAAGAAGCAACGUGUCCAGAGUGUGGAGCACCGAUCGGUGGACGGAACCAUGUGUCAGUCGAAGGUGUAAGACAUGCUACAGAGAUUGAAGAUCUUGCGAGAGAAAUGGGAGGAGUGCGUUUGUAG
This is a messenger RNA of Fusarium poae, 5790 nucleotides long. RefSeq lists its product as uncharacterized. Gene Ontology annotation, biological process: regulatory ncRNA-mediated heterochromatin formation. Gene Ontology annotation, molecular function: helicase activity; zinc ion binding. The transcript has 5 exons. Gene Ontology annotation, cellular component: nuclear RNA-directed RNA polymerase complex; nucleus. The record is from RefSeq and is a predicted model, not a curated record. NCBI's taxonomy places the organism in Eukaryota, Fungi, Ascomycota, Sordariomycetes, Hypocreales, Nectriaceae. Bases 1 to 5790 code for a protein of 1929 amino acids.